UUAACUACAUCUUAUUUGUUUAUAUUUUCAUAAAGAGUAUGGAUUUCUUUUCAUAAUAUUUUACUACAGUCUAUACGAUUAAUCGUACCUGAAACUUCAAAUAAUUGCCUUUUUUUCAGCAUUAUGUCAUCGUUUAAUCUUGUGAGAUGUUUAACAGAAGCUUGUUGGAAUUAUAAUCUUUUUAGAAAACCUACAGCAUCUGUUAUAUUUUUGCCUCAUAUUUCUCAGCAAAGAGAAUUUCGUAAACAUAUUAAUCCAAAAUUUAGAAAAGAACGUGCAAAAAAAGUAAUUAAGAUUCAAUUGCCUGAUUUUGAAGAACAAAGACGUGAUGAAAAACUCUCACUGGAAGAAAUGAGAUCCAAAUUGAAAGAGAAGGGCAUAGUUCCUCCUAGAGAAUGGAGUGAAAAACCAAUAUUUGUUAGCUGUACUGCAAAUGUUAUUGACCCUUAUGUGCCUCCUGAGGGAGAUGGAAAAAUGUCUGUAGUUACAGGCCCAGGUGCAAAACAGGUUUAUGAAACCAUUGGUAAAAAAGGAAAAUCAUAUAUGGCUCUGCGGAAAAUCAGAAAUAUUGAUUAUGAAUUUGAUGUUCCAACAGUUGCUCAAAAAGUUCAAGAUAUUUAUAUAGAAGCUCAAAAUGCUUUAGCUGCGAGAGACGAAGACAGAUUGCAUGAUCUAGUUACAGAAAAGGCUUUUCCAGAAAUGAUAGAAAAUACAAAAAAUAAAACCAUUGUAUGGAAAUUUAUUCAACAACUUGAGGCUCCUCGAAUUGUUCAUAUAAGAACAACAGAACUUGUAAACAAGAGCAAUAUAUUUGCCCAAGUUACCUGCAGAUUACAUACACAGCAAAUUCUAGCUAUUUAUGACAGAUUUGGGAGACUUAUGCAUGGCUCCGAAGAUACUGUUAAGGACGUACUGGAGUAUGUAGUCUUAGAAAAACACAUCACUCUACCCCAUGGCAGUUGGAAACUUCAUGCAAAAAUCAUUCCUGAUUGGAUGCCUCCCAAAGAACCAAUUAAAAAAACAUAUUAUCUUCCAGAUGUUGAUAAAGAUUUUCCUGAACCCCCACCUAGCAAAAGCAUUAAAGAGACUGAUAGUAGUAGUGGGGAAUCAAAUGUAACUGCUAUACCAGCAUGAAUAUAGUAUUUUUUGAGUGAAUAUUUUUGUGAGAAGAAAGAAUGUAGUUUACAAUAAAAAUUGUUAUAUUUGUGGGAA
Molecule: messenger RNA, 1212 nt
Organism: Argiope bruennichi
Lineage: Eukaryota; Metazoa; Arthropoda; Arachnida; Araneae; Araneidae
Gene: mRpL45
Product: probable 39S ribosomal protein L45, mitochondrial
Exons: 8
Coding region: 124-1134 (336 amino acids)
Cellular component (GO): mitochondrion
Source: RefSeq, a predicted model, not a curated record